Messenger RNA from Notothenia coriiceps (black rockcod), 2564 nucleotides. RefSeq names its product cysteine-rich secretory protein LCCL domain containing 1b (gene crispld1b). Gene Ontology annotation, cellular component: extracellular region. Lineage: Eukaryota; Metazoa; Chordata; Actinopteri; Perciformes; Nototheniidae. The record is from RefSeq and is a predicted model, not a curated record. The transcript has 14 exons. The coding region runs from base 1 to 1887 and encodes 628 amino acids.
AUGCUAGCCACCCACGAGGCUACGCUGGACAUGAUGCAACUCAAGCUAGCGGACAUGGAGGACCGGAGCAGAAGGUGCAACGUCCGUAUAACUGGGCUAGCAGAAGGACUUGAGGGGUCUAACACCAUGCAAUGUCUGACACACUCGCUUCCAAAGUGGUUCCCCUCCUUAAGUAAUCUAAAGGGCGAGUUAAUGCGAGCUCAUCGUAUCUACAGCGACGACAGGAAGAAGCAGGUGGGCGCUACCCGCACUUUGAUUUUCAACGCAAAGAAAGCCCCGCUCACGAUUGAUGGACGGAGGAUUCGCUUCUCCCCUGACUACAGCAGCUACACUGUUAAACGUAGUCAGGCUUUCUCCCGGGCAAUGGAUACCGCCCGUGCCAAAGGGGUGGGAUUUUUCCUCCUUUACCCCGCUACACUGAAAGUCAAGGGAGCUGGUCAAGUUACUGUAAGACAUUUAAUUCCCCUGGACAUGCCGAAGACUUCAUCGUCUCCCUACCAGGGGUGCAGGAUGCACCAACCGGCAGGGACGGGGACCCGGGACCUGGGCGCUCGUCUGACGGCGAAUAGCGUUCUUUUGAAACUUGUUGGGACUGGUCCCGGGUCCCCGUCCCUGCCGAUAUGGGAUCAUGAAUUAGAGAGGAGCGCAGAGCACUGGGCACAUACCUGCCGAUGGGAACACGGGCCGAGCCACAUGUUGACACAAAUAGGCCAAAACCUUGGAGCGCAUUGGGGCAGGGACCGUCCCCCUACCUAUCAUGUGCAGGCAUGGUACGAUGAGGUGAGGCACUACAGCUAUCCCUACUCCCAGGAGUGUAACCCACACUGCCCAUUGAGAUGUUCAGGACCUGUUUGUACCCACUACACUCAGUUGGUGUGGGCAACAAGCAAUCGUAUUGGUUGUGCCAUUAAUGUGUGUUACAACAUGAACGUGUGGGGAAUGAUCUGGACUAAAGCUGUCUAUCUGGUCUGCAACUACUCUCCACCAGGCAACUGGUGGGGUCAUGCUCCGUACAAAUAUGGAUCACCCUGUUCUGCAUGUCCAGCUAGCUAUGCUGGAGGCUGCAGGGACAAUCUCUGCUACAAAGAUGGGGGUGUUGACAGGCGUCCAGCUCCUGAGCUUGAGGAGACCAACUACAUUGAACCUGAAACAGAACCAGUGAGGGACAGGGAGCCGCAGACCAGGGCCCAGACACCAGACCCCUCACCCAACGACAACCUGGAGAGAAACCAGGUUCUCAACACAGAGCAGAUGUGUCAACAGGUCGACUGUGAGACUAAACUGAGAGAUCGGUGCAAGGGAACAACCUGUAACAGAUAUGAGUGUCCACCUGGCUGCCUCGACAGCCCUGGAAGAGUCAUUGGGAGUGGACAUUAUGACAUGCAAUCCAGUGUGUGUGGAGCUGGUUUGCACGCUGGUGUUAUUGACAAUGAUGGAGGAUGGCUGGAUGUGACAAGACUGGGUAGAAAACAACAAUUCAGCAAGUCAUACAAGAAUGGUAUCCAAUCAAUAGGGAAAAACCGAAGUGCAAAUUCCUUCAAAAUAGAGACAGUUCCUGUCAAGGCAGUAAGAUGUGACACCACUGUUGCACUUUUCUGCCCUUACAAGAAACCUGUGCGACACUGUGCCAGGUUGUAUUGUCCCAGGAACUGUGUGCGGGAGAGUGGAGCACGAGUCAUAGGGACAACAUACUUCUCAGAUAAAUCCAGUAUCUGCAGGGCAGCCAUUCAUUCUGGAGUUAUCAAGAAUGAGGCAGGAGGGUACCUCGACGUGAUGCCUGUGGAGAAAAGGAGGCAGUACAGCGGCAGCUACCAGAAUAGCAUCUCCUCAGAGAGCUUAGUGAACCCGACAGUUGGAAAAGCCUUCAGAGUGUUUGCAAUCAUCUGAAGAACCGCUCCCAAUGGACAGAGUACCAUCAGACAAGGCCGCUUCACAUCCAGCAAGCCCACUCAUUAUCAUCUUUCAACCUGUAAUUACAUCCAGUCAUACAGUAAAUUCAGGUUUUCACCUUCUGACCCAAAAUAUGUAAGAGAGUUGUACUCAAUGCUUCUCCUCCAAGUUUGGUGAGAAUGAUGAUCCUGGAUGUCUUUUGCCAUAAUAUUAUGUCUUACCAAAAUAUCGAUAAUAAUUACAUUGGGGCUGCCGUAUAUCUUGCUGUUUUUUUUAUCACGUUGUAUCAAGUUGAUGUUGCACCCUACAAAAUCCAGUAGAAUACAAUUGUAUAUAUUUGUAAAUAAUAAUGUAAAUAAUACUGAACACAUUUUGAUUAAAUGUUUGCUACUGUUAUCUUUUGUUUAUUCAUAUUUCUAACACAUUACCAAAGAGCAAUACCAGCAAUAAACAGUAGAUGCUGAAACUGAUUCUGCAUGCGUAACAUAUAUUUGUCACACAAGCUUUUUAUUUUAUUUUUAUAAAGGACAAGCAAUAACUAUAAUAAGUAUAUUCAUGUGUUUGUAAAUAUUGUGUAUGUAACAUAUUGUUUUAUUGUGUGCUGCAUUUCCCAGCCUUUGUUUACAGAUUUAUAUGAAUGGAUCCUGGCUGGCCAGGAAUGCGCAUCAAAAUUA